Chinchilla lanigera (long-tailed chinchilla) is the source of this 4478-nucleotide messenger RNA. It is a transcript of the gene Enc1, whose product is annotated as ectodermal-neural cortex 1 (with BTB domain). The record is from RefSeq and is a predicted model, not a curated record. NCBI's taxonomy places the organism in Eukaryota, Metazoa, Chordata, Mammalia, Rodentia, Chinchillidae. The coding region runs from base 109 to 1878 and encodes 589 amino acids. The transcript is spliced from 3 exons. Gene Ontology annotation, molecular function: protein binding.
CUUUCGCCCGGGACCGAGACGCUCGCCUCGUCGCCUCCCCGCCCGUGACCGAGGCAGGAACCCAGCUGCUGUCGCUGAGGCGUCUCCACUUGCUGGAGUGGAAACAAAAUGUCAGUCAGUGUGCAUGAGAACCGCAAGUCCAGGGCCAGCAGCGGCUCCAUUAACAUCUAUCUGUUUCACAAGUCUUCCUACGCUGACAGUGUCCUCACGCACUUGAACCUUCUACGGCAGCAACGCCUCUUUACUGAUGUGCUUCUCCACGCUGGAAAUAGGACUUUCCCUUGCCACCGGGCGGUGCUGGCUGCGUGCAGCCGCUACUUUGAAGCCAUGUUCAGCGGUGGCCUGAAAGAGAGCCAGGACAGUGAAGUCAACUUUGACAAUUCCAUCCACCCAGAAGUCUUGGAGUUGCUCCUUGACUAUGCAUACUCCUCCCGGGUCAUCAUCAAUGAAGAAAAUGCAGAAUCACUCCUGGAAGCUGGUGACAUGCUGGAGUUUCAAGACAUAAGAGAUGCAUGUGCCGAAUUCCUGGAAAAGAACCUGCAUCCCACCAACUGCCUGGGUAUGCUGCUGUUGUCCGAUGCGCACCAAUGCACCAAGCUGUACGAACUCUCCUGGAGAAUGUGUCUCAGCAACUUCCAAACCAUCAGGAAGAAUGAAGACUUCCUCCAGCUGCCACAGGACAUGGUUGUGCAGCUCCUAUCCAGUGAAGAGUUGGAGACAGAAGAUGAAAGGCUUGUAUAUGAGUCUGCAAUUAACUGGAUCAGUUACGACCUGAAGAAGCGCUAUUGCUACCUCCCAGAACUGUUGCAGACGGUGAGGCUGGCACUCCUGCCUGCCAUCUAUCUCAUGGAGAAGGUGGCCAUGGAGGAGCUCAUCACCAAACAGAGAAAGAGUAAGGAGAUUGUGGAAGAGGCCAUCCGGUGCAAACUGAAAAUCCUGCAGAAUGACGGUGUGGUGACCAGCCUCUGUGCCCGGCCUCGGAAAACAGGCCAUGCCCUCUUCCUCCUGGGAGGACAGACUUUCAUGUGUGAUAAGCUGUAUCUGGUAGACCAGAAGGCCAAAGAAAUCAUUCCCAAGGCUGAUAUUCCCAGCCCAAGGAAAGAGUUCAGUGCGUGUGCCAUCGGCUGCAAAGUGUAUAUUACUGGGGGCCGGGGGUCUGAAAAUGGAGUCUCGAAAGAUGUCUGGGUCUAUGAUACCCUGCAUGAGGAGUGGUCCAAAGCUGCCCCCAUGCUGGUGGCCAGGUUUGGCCACGGCUCGGCUGAACUGAAGCACUGUCUGUAUGUGGUUGGGGGACACACGGCCGCCACUGGCUGCCUCCCGGCCUCGCCCUCCGUCUCCCUAAAGCAAGUGGAACAUUAUGACCCCACAACCAACAAAUGGACCAUGGUAGCCCCCCUUCGAGAGGGUGUUAGCAAUGCCGCUGUAGUGAGUGCCAAACUCAAGUUGUUUGCUUUCGGAGGUACCAGUGUCAGUCAUGACAAGCUCCCCAAGGUUCAGUGUUAUGAUCAAUGUGAAAACAGGUGGACAGUACCUGCCACCUGUCCCCAGCCCUGGCGUUACACAGCAGCAGCUGUGCUGGGGAACCAGAUUUUUAUUAUGGGCGGAGAUACAGAGUUCUCUGCCUGCUCUGCCUAUAAAUUCAACAGUGAAACUUACCAGUGGACCAAGGUGGGAGACGUGACAGCGAAGCGCAUGAGCUGCCAUGCCGUGGCCUCCGGAAACAAGCUCUACGUGGUUGGAGGAUACUUUGGCAUCCAGCGGUGCAAGACUUUGGACUGUUACGACCCCACUUUAGAUGCAUGGAACAGCAUCACCACGGUCCCUUACUCGCUGAUUCCCACUGCAUUUGUCAGCACCUGGAAACAUCUGCCUUCCUAAUCAUAGUCCAUCUUAAAGAAAGACAGCAUGAGCUUCCCCCAUCACCGGGUGAGAGACAAUACGAGAUUUCUGCUUUGGAGAAGCCAAGUGUAAUGAAGUGAGAAGAGGCACCGGCAUCGAGCAACACCCACCGCACCUUGGCGGUGCCCCUCGUGGACAUGAAGGAAGGGGUGAGGGAGGGGGUGGGGCUUUCCGUGUGAGUAGCACAUGGUUUAAAUAUGAAUGGGUGAACCUGUGAUCUAGUCCUUGUCUUGUAAUUGUGGAUUAAUGUCAGCGUUAAUCAGCCCCUCAAAGGGAAAGAAAAGCUGGACCUUUUCUCUUGCUGUACCACAUUCAGCAUUUGAUUUCCAUGGGCUCCACCAUUUAUGUGUAAAAUUUGAAAUGGUUGUCAGCUCUCUCUGAGGAGCGAGCCUGAAGCCUUCUUCACACCAGCUGCUGUUGGAGGUUCAAAGCCCAAAGCCCCAGUGUGGGCCGGGAGGGAUGCUGGCUGGGCUGGCUGAAGAAUGAGGAGCGCCCGACUCUCCCUAAUCCUGAAGGGGUGGGCUGUGCUUCCCAGGACCGUCCGAACAAUGGGGACAUUAUUGUAGUUAACCGUUGAGUAGUAGAUGUGCUUUUCUAUUUAUAAGUGACUUUAAACUUUCCCUUGGCUGUUAAGAAAUUUGUUAUAGAUUUAGCUAUUUAUUGUUCGAUGCCUGCAUGCUGAAACAAUUCUUACGGUUGUCUUCACGUGUAUGGACGUGUGUGAACAGUUGUAUGUUUUGCACAUUCUGUAGCUGUUGAUGUGCUUUGCUGCACAAAAUGAAAACUUUUGAAUUAUAAGUUGGAGCAUAACUGGAGGGUGGGGGGGUUGGGGGGGUUUGUUCAAAUGUCAAGACAGGGAAAGAGUACAAGACAGAAAAUGAAAAUUACAUCCCAGAGGUACUGAAACCAUGGGGGGUCACUUUUCUUAGAUGCCCACCUUUUAAUGGGGUUUCAUGGGGCAUGGUCAUGCAGAUGGCUGGGAGGAUGAAAGUAGAAUUCUUCUUUCUGCUCUUUUCCUUUCCGUCUGCUACCUAACUUCAGUCUCAGCUGCUGAAAUUUGGAAAGGACCAAAUCGCUUUACGUUUUUUUGUUUUCUUUCUUUGUAGAAUAUCCUGAAAUCCUGGAAAAUCCUAUGGACUAGUUCUGUAUAUAGGGCAGAGAUAAAGAUGUUGUCCAAAGUUUAUUUAUUUAACUAUUUAUUACCCUAUGAGAAAGCUUUGCCAUAGCCACACUUGAUGGGAAAAAUGAAAAUGUCACAGGCCCAAAUUAAUUUACUGACCACAUUCGCUUGACUCCUUGCAGUCUGAUUGAGCAAGCGCUACAAGUUCUUUAGGGAAACACUCAGAGUGGUACAAGACACACUUGUUGUUCUUCUUUAGGUAAAAGUUGGGAGAACUCUUUGGUAUACAGAAGUGACACGAUGGGUCACAAAACACCAAAGAAAUGUAAGCAGUGGCCCAGUGGAGAGGUUUUCUGGUCCAGCUGGGAGCCAGUUGUGAAUACAUUCUUUGCUCUGUGGAGUGCUUAUUUACUGACCCUGUGCCGUGGUAGGUAUUAGUGCUAGACUCGUAGGUGCUUCCUUCUGCAGAGUUGUCUGGGGAAAACCAGAGUUUGCAAUUUGAUCUGCUUUUGUCCAUGUUUCUCAUAUUGCUGUAUCUUAGAAAAUAGGGUCAAGACUGAUAACCUUUGAUGUUGUGAGUGUUUGCAUCGUCUGAUGACAGAUAAACCCUUAACGUUUUCCUCCACAUUAAUACUUUCAGUGUGCAUGUCUGUCCAUGCCGUGGCCAAGUAGACUGUAGUUGGACCAAAUUACAUAAAUGAGCCGUCGGAAUAAAAGAAUCCCAGUGCUCUCCAGCAGCGAGUCCUUGGAUGUGUUCUAAGCAAUGCAAAUGUCUAAUUGUCUCCUGGCAGCAUAGUCAGGGUCAUUAUAUUGUCGCAGUUACAGCUAGUUUAUGAUGCAAAUCUGUCGAGAGAUGUAUGUGUCACUGUGUGGCUCUGAAAGCAGGAAGAAUUUUCUGCAGCUGUUUCAAAGUUGUGGCCCGUCCUUGAAUCCUCUAUUAAUUACUAUGUGUGAGCCAGCGGGAGCCACCGAAAGGGUGGGCCCCCAGCCUGCGAGGAACUUUCUGGGCUCCUGGUCUUUGAAUUGAUGCAGGCAUUUGGGAUUGCUACUUGACCAUUCGCACCCUGUGAAAUGCCCUGCACUUUGAAGCAAAUACAAUUCACAGCACAGUACACACAAAAAAACUUUGGCAUAAGACAGAGAAGGUUCUUCUUAUUUUGUGGGCUGGUUGCUGUAGAAACGGAUAACAAAGGGCAGCCUUCCACUUCUGGUAUAAUUGUGUAGCUCCCUUUCUCUGGGCUUGACACCUGUCUGAAUAAGAGUGAUUAGAGCCGUGUACUAUCCCCCUCUUGGCUAUUGAAUAUGUGACUCACGUACUGAACUCUAUAAGUUAGUAAAAUGUUCGUGUUCCUAUGUACUUGUUUGCUACUACUACAUUUUUGAGGUUUUGUAAAACUGUUAUUUUUUUUUUCACAAUGUGAAACUGAAGGUCAAUAAAUUAUUAGAGAUUUUCUCUUCA